UAUGCUAAACUUAUAUAUUGGUUUUUGUAGUUUUGUUUUCGUUUGAUGUGAAAUUUGAUGCCUUUCAAUUUCUUGGGUUGAGGUUUCAUUUACAGUUUGUUUGCACAAUAAUUGGGAUAUGUUAGUUGGAUAUUUUGAUUGGCAUAUUAUGUUUCUCGUGCAAAGCGUGAACUUUAUUGUAUGAGAAUUGGUCUGAUUGAUCAUUCCCUUAGCACAGAUUAGUGAGUUUGUGUAGUGGGUAUAUAUAAUUUAUUUGCGUAACGGAUUUAUUGAUUUACCGUUGGUGGUGGUGGUGUUGGUGAUUGGAGAUUUUGGAUUGUGUUCAGGCAAUAUGAAUCAGAAUAGGACCAAAAACCAGAGGAGCAGAGAAAUUAGGCAGAAAUUUGGGAAGGUGAUAAUGUGCUUCUCCGGGGAGCAGUUAGGAGCAGUAGAUGAAAUGGUCCCUUCAUUAGAAUCCCUUGCAAUCAAGGAUUAUUCAGAAAUUGCGUAUUCUUCUAAAGCUGGUGAGAUUGGAAAGAAGCUGGAUACUGGGAAUAUAGAAGAAGCCGAGUCAUCUCUGCGUGAGAGUGGUUGUUUGAACAAUGAGGAAGCAAGAGCAUUAUUAGGAAGAUAUGAAUAUCAAAAAGGAAACAUAGAAGCUGCUUUACACGUAUUUGAAGGAAUAGAUAUUGCUGCAGUGACUCCUAACAUAAAAGUCACCCUUGCUAAGAAAGGACAACGUCGUAAAAGACGUUCUCAGAGUUCUCCUGGGCCAUCUCUGUCUAUACAUGCUGUCAGCUUACUCUUGGAAGCAAUCUUUCUCAAAGCAAAAUCAUUGCAGGGUCUUGGGAGGUUUACAGAUGCUGCUCAAUCUUGCAAAGUUAUUCUCGACAUAGUUGAAUCUUCAUUACCAGAAGGCUUGCCUGAAAACUUUGGUGCUGACUGUAAAUUGCAGGAGACUCUAAACAAGGCUGUGGAGUUGCUUCCAGAAUUAUGGACGCUUGCUGAUUCUCCACAUGAAGCCAUUUUGUCAUACAGGCGGGCACUCCUCCAUCAUUGGAAUCUUGAUGCAGUAACCACAGCUAAAAUCCAAAAAGAAUUUGCCAUCUUUCUUCUGUACAGCGGAGGUGAAGCAAGCCCCCCAGAUCUCCGCUCCCAAAUGGACAGUUCAUUCAUUCCCAGAAACAAUAUAGAAGAGGCUAUACUUCUGUUAGUGAUACUAUUGAGAAAAGUUUCUCUCAAGAGAAUUGAGUGGGAUCCAUCAAUCCUGGAUCACCUUUCAUUUGCUCUAUCUGUGGCAGGGGAUUUGAAGGCUUUAGCUAAUCAAGUUGAAGAACUGCUUCCUGGAAUCAUCAAUCAGAAAGAUAGGUACCAUACUCUGGCUCUCUGUUAUUAUGGAGCAGGGGAGGACUCAGUUGCUGUGAAUCUACUUAGAAAGUUGUUGAAUGGAGCUGAGGAUCCAAAAUAUCUCCCUGCUUUAUUAAUGGCAUCAAAGAUUUGUGUGGAAUACCCGAAUCUUGCACAAGAAGGGAUAAGUUUUGCUCGCAGAGCCUCUGAAAGUUUGGACGGUGAAUGCAAUCAAUUAGAAAGUAUUGCCCAUUUUUUAUUGGGCAUCUCACUUUUGGCAUAUUCAAAAUCAGUUUCUGCUGAUUCAGACAGGGUCUCAAGGCAGUCGGAGGCAGUUCAGGCCCUGGAAAAGGCUGGGGGAGUGAGAGGAGUGACCGACUCCUUUAUUCUAUACCAUCUCAGCCUAGAAAAUGCUGACCAGAGGAAGUUAGAUGCUGCACUUUUUCAUGCAAAGCGCUUGCUGAAACUGGAAGGUGGCUCUAAUGUCAAUAGUUGGUUAUUAUUGGCCCGGAUAUUAUCAGCUCAGAAACGGUUCAUGGAUGCCGUAACUGUGAUUAAUGCUGCACUGGAUCAGUCAGGAAAAUGGGACCAGGGAGAACUGUUGCGGACUAAAGCUAAACUUCAACUUGCACAGGGUCAGUUAAAAAUUUCCAUAAACACCUAUACUCAGCUUCUUGCCAUUCUUCAAGUUCAGCGCAAAAGCUUUGAUUCAGAGAAGAAGCUUAUUAAGAGCAGCAAAACUCCCGCUAAGAGUCUGGAAUUGGAAGUAUGGCAUGAUCUUGCAUAUGUCUACAUAAGCCUGUCACGAUGGCUUGAUGCUGAGAUUUGUCUUUCUAAAUCCAAGGCCAUCUGUUCUUACUCUGCUUCUAGAUGUCAUGCCACAGGUGUUCUAUAUGAAGCAAAGGGCCUUUACAGAGAAGCUCUAAAAGCUUUUGGAGAUGCUUUGGAUAUUGAUCCCACCUUUGUUCCAAGCUUGAUCUCCACAGCUGUGGUUCUCAGGAAGCUUGGUAACCAACCACAUGCAGUUAUGCGAAGCUUUCUGAUGAAUGCAUUACGGCUGGACAGAAUGAAUCAUUCUGCAUGGUAUAAUCUUGGCUUAUUUUAUAAAGCCGAGGGCACUGCAUUGUCAUUACAAGAAGCUGCUGAAUGUUUUGAGGCUGCUGCUUUUCUUGAAGAGUCUGCACCAGUUGAACCCUUCAGAUGACCAGUUUCACAUAAAACAAUUAAUCUUGUAAUCCCUCAAAAUUCUCUCCUCUCUGAUUACCGUUUCUUAUAUGAAUCUUCAGUGUUGUGGUUUAAAGUCAAAAUUCAAUAAAACGAAAGUUCAGUUU
Messenger RNA from Juglans microcarpa x Juglans regia, 2657 nucleotides. Its product is annotated as protein NPGR2-like. Lineage: Eukaryota; Viridiplantae; Streptophyta; Magnoliopsida; Fagales; Juglandaceae. Gene Ontology annotation, molecular function: protein binding. The record is from RefSeq and is a predicted model, not a curated record.